Molecule: messenger RNA, 681 nt
Organism: Lasiodiplodia theobromae
Lineage: Eukaryota; Fungi; Ascomycota; Dothideomycetes; Botryosphaeriales; Botryosphaeriaceae
Exons: 2
Coding region: 1-681 (226 amino acids)
Source: RefSeq, a predicted model, not a curated record
AUGAGGCCAUUCGGAGACAAUGACAACAAGACAUACUGCAUCGCCGUUGCAAACGUCACUUUCGAGGCCGGCGUUGUCUCCUGCCAAGACUCAGCAAGGAUAGUCGCCGACUCGCUUGCAGAAUGCCAGAAGCCCGACACUCUAGGACCAGAUCCGCUUGUUGAAUUUUCUCUUGCACUGGUCCCCGAGACCGUCAUGCAGGUCAACAUGAUGAAUAGAACGGGAUGGGACUUCAAGAACGGGUCCGAGAACUACGUCAAGAACAUCCUGGACGUAGCAUACCAGGGCGUAUGGAGCGCGACGACGUAUUUUCUAAACGGCCCGGAUAAGCUGACCACGACUGCGUACGAACGCGUUCAUUUGGUCCAGGCAGAGGUCACGGCCUGGAGAGUCUGGUUGUGGCUGGCUUUGAACGCGAUGUUGACGUUGACGGGUGGCGCGGUAUACUAUUUGCAAAGCCAAGUCGUGAGGCCGGUGGUACGGGAUCCGGUGCUUAGUGCGGUGAUGAUGGAUCCGUCCAAUAUUCUCAGACACGACCACGACGGUAUCUGUGACAUCGACAACGUCGAGGGCGCGGACAAGCACGACAAGCUCCUUUCGCUCAGCUGCGUGCCGCGGGUGGAUGGCCGGUGGCGUCACGAUAUGCUGAACCUCCAACGCCGAUCGGCGGAGAGGUCUUAG